UCCAACCGAAGGGAGACGGAGCAAGAGAGAGGGAGAAAGCUGAGUGGCGAGAAGACGCUCUCAGAUCAGUCAGUGGCUUCAUGGAGUUAUGUACCUCUGAUCCGCCGCCAUGGAUUGCAAUCCGCGAUCGCUCCUUUUCAUUUUACCUCUUUUACUGUCCUGCGUUAUUCCUGCGUUUCCCAUCAUCUACCCCCCCAAUGAAGUCAACCUGUUAGACUCUAAAGCAAGCCAAGGGGAAUUAGGAUGGAUUUCCUACCCAUCGCAUGGGUGGAGGGAAAAUUGGGAGGAGAUCAGUGGGGUGGAUGAGCACUACACUCCCAUCAGGACCUUCCAGGUCUGCAACGUGAUGGAGUACAGCCAGAACAACUGGCUUCGCACCAACUGGAUCCCUCGCCAGUCAGCCCAGAAGAUCUACGUGGAACUGAAGUUCACCCUGAGGGACUGCAACUCCAUCCCGUUGGUCUUGGGCACCUGCAAGGAGACCUUCAACCUCCUCUAUCUGGAGACAGAUGAUGACCAGGGCAGCCACUUCAGAGAGCACCAGUUCUCUAAGAUUGACACCAUCGCCGCUGAUGAGAGUUUCACCCAAAUGGACCUCGGCGAUCGAAUUCUCAAGCUGAACACUGAGGUGCGCGAGGUGGGUCCAAUGACCAAGAAGGGCUUCUACCUGGCGUUCCAGGACGUGGGAGCCUGCGUAGCUUUAGUUUCAGUGAGGGUUUACUUUAAGAAGUGCCCGUACACUGUGAGGAAUCUGGCCUCCUUCCCUGAUACGGUGCCCAUGGACUCCCAGUCGCUGGUGGAGGUCAAAGGCUCAUGUGUCAAUCACUCCAAAGAGGAGGAGCCUCCACGAAUGUACUGCAGCACAGAGGGGGAGUGGCUCGUGCCUAUUGGGAAGUGUCUAUGUAACCCGGGGUACGAGGAGAGAAGCAACACCUGCCAAAUGUGCAGGGCAGGCUUCUACAAAUCUACGCUUGGGAAUAUGGAGUGUGCAAAGUGUCCGCCUCAUAGUUUCUCUCACCAUGAGGGGUCGCUGCACUGUGGCUGUGAGAAAAACUACUUCCGUGCUGAGGGAGACCCUGCCUCCAUGGCCUGUACCCGUCCUCCUUCAGCACCUCGAAAUGUGAUCUCUUCCAUCAACGAGACUUCAGUUAUCCUAGACUGGAGCUGGCCCGAGGACAGUGGUGGUCGCAGGGACAUCACCUUCACUGUCCUCUGCAAACGCUGUCGUGGUGUUGCUGCUAAUGGCAGCAAUGGUGGGAGCCAGCGUUGUGAGCCUUGCCGGAGCAAUGUUCGCUUUCUGCCAAGAGCCAAGGGCCUCCACAACACCACAGUGACGGUGGCCGAUCUGCUAGCCCACACUAACUACACGUUUGAGAUUGAAGCGCAGAACGGUGUGUCAUCGCUGGCACCCAAGAUGAGGCAGUACGCCGCCGUCACCAUCACCACCAACCAAGCCGCUCCCUCCCCGGUAACAGUAAUCAGAAAGGAGAAGACGUCUCGAAACAGUGUCUCCCUGUCCUGGCAGGAGCCUGAAAGACCCAACGGCAUUAUCCUCGACUAUGAGAUCAAAUACUAUGAAAAGGAGGAGCAGGAGACCAGCUACACCAUCCUCCGUGCUCGGGGUUGUAAUGUGAGUCUGAAUGGUCUGAAGCCCAACACAGCCUACCUGCUGCAGAUCAGAGCUCGCACCGCUGCCGGAUACGGAGCCAGCAGCCCCAGCUUCCAGUUUGAGACCAGCCCUGACUCAGCCUUCUCCAUCUCCAGUGAGAGCAGCCAGGUUGUUCUGAUCGCCAUUUCCUCUGCCGUGGCCAUCAUCCUGCUCACAGUGCUGCUCUACGUCCUGAUUGGCAGGUUUUGUUGCCGCAGCAAAUCCAAACAUCCUGAUGAGAAAAGACUGCACUUUGGCAACGGCCACUUGCGUCUGCCUGGUAUCAGGACCUACGUAGACCCCCACACAUAUGAGGACCCGAGUCAGGCUGUGCACGAGUUUGCCAAGGAGCUGGACGCCUCCUGCAUCGCCAUUGAUAAAGUGGUGGGAGCAGGUGAGUUUGGCGAGGUAUGCAGUGGUCGCCUGAAGCUGCCCAGCAAGAAGGAGAUCUGUGUGGCCAUCAAGACUCUUAAAGGAGGAUACACAGACAAACAGAGGAGGGACUUCCUCGCUGAGGCGUCAAUCAUGGGACAGUUUGACCACCCCAACAUCAUCAGGCUGGAGGGGGUUGUAACACGCAGUAAACCCGUCAUGAUUGUCACAGAAUACAUGGAGAAUGGAUCCCUGGACAGUUUCUUGAGAAAACAUGAUGCCCAGUUUACAGGCAUCCAGUUGGUUGGCAUGCUGCGUGGCAUCGCCUCGGGCAUGAAAUAUCUGUCAGACAUGGGCUACGUUCACAGAGACCUGGCAGCUCGGAACAUCCUGGUCAACAGCAAUCUGGUGUGUAAAGUGUCAGACUUCGGCUUGUCUCGAGUCCUGGAGGACGACCCGGAGGCUGCUUACACCACCAGGGGAGGUAAGAUCCCCAUUCGGUGGACAGCUCCAGAGGCUAUUGCCUACAGGAAGUUUACAUCAGCCAGCGAUGCUUGGAGUUAUGGCAUUGUGCUGUGGGAAGUGAUGUCAUAUGGGGAACGGCCCUACUGGGAGAUGUCCAACCAGGAUGUAAUAAAGGCUGUAGAUGAGGGAUACCGCCUCCCCCCACCCAUGGACUGCCCUGCUACCCUCUACCAGCUGAUGUUGGACUGCUGGCAGAAAGAGAGAAACAACCGGCCUAAGUUUGAACAGAUCGUUAGCAUCCUGGACAAACUCAUCCGCAACCCUGGUAGCCUCAAAAUCACGGCCAACACCACAUCCAGGCCAGCCAACUUGUUAUUGGACAGGAGCAGUUCAGAGGUUCCCUCGAUGGGGACGGUGGGUGACUGGAUGGAUGGAAUGAGGACCUUGCCCUGCAAGGAGGCCUUCUCUGGGGUCAGCUACAGCUCCUGUGACACCUUGGCCAAGACCUCCACAGAUAGAGUGGUUCUGACGGAGGUCCACAUCACACCGGCCACUUGCCCAGAAUGGGAGCCGUCCAUGGGAAUCACCACUCUCUAACGCCCAGCUCCUCUCCGCCUCCUCAGGCUCUGGAUGGGAUCUGAAAAAGGUUGGAGUGACUAUCGUAGGACCGCAGAAGAAGAUUGUGAGCAGCCUCAAAGCCCUAGAUUCCCACACCAAGAAUGGCCCAGUACCUGUUUAAAAAAAUGAACCCAACAAAUAAAAACACCAGAGACCUGUCUGUCGGUGUGGUUGCUAAUCACAGUCUAAGAGGCUUCAAAUUAAAACUGGAUACGCAUGGAAAUGGAGGAAAAAUAUAUGAUUCAAAUGGGGGCUUUCAUUGUUUCAUUGAGAGACGGUAUCAAGUCCUGACAGAGAAGCAGAAAGAGCUCAGUGCAGACCUGCCAGCUAGUUAACUGGCUGACUCUUCAACCCUCCGUCCCUCCAAGCCCAUGUUGAGAUGCCUUACAGACAAAUAGGGGGGUAGAGAGCGCAGACAAAAGCCAAGGAGGGCAGUGAGACCUGGCCAGGGAUACAAACUGAGACUGGACUGGGAUACAGGGCAACGACUGGACUAACAUAAAGCCGGGGCUCUCCGAUAUUGGCUAAGCUGGAUAGCAUAGCCUUCCCUUUACAGCUAAAAGGAGACGGGCAUGCUCACACUCUCCUCCCACCAUGCCUGACUAGCAGCCUGUGGAAGGAGGCGGGGGAAACGGCUGAGAUGCCUUGUGAAGAAGAGCAUGGCAGACAGCAGCAGCUCACCAGGAUGUGGACCCUUCCUGUACUAAUGAGGUCUGAGGCGUGAGAUUUUGUUGUAUCUACCUACAUUUACUGUCUCUAUCCAUGAGAUAACUGAGUUGGUAUGGACACACCUAGACGAUAAGCGAGCCAUUUUACUCUGUAGCUCUAACCUAUAGCAUUUGCAUUCAGUAGACAUGUCACAUAAAAGCAAUAAUUAUGAUAAUCAAUUAAAUAGUCUCAUUGUAUGGAAGCCAUGAGUCUGUCACAUGUACAAUGUAUUGAACGCUGUGCUUUGAAGGUACAGGGGCCAUAACACACUUCACACACAGAAUUUUCUUUAUGGUGACAUAUAUGUUCUAUGUGCUUAUGAACAGAUAUUGUACAGUUAUAGUGCUGUUCCCUCAACCCAAUGCCCUUUGUGUGAAAUCUCAGGAUGUAUAUGUUAUUCAUACUAUUUUCUCUAACAAGGGGAAACAGACAGCGAGAACGGAGCAGAGCCAGGAAUUGAGAGUACAGCUUAAGAAAGACUGGAGCAAGAGAGAGAGAAAUUGAUAAGAGGAAAAAGAGAACUUAAAGAUGAAGUGGUGUCAUUCAGGCUUCUGCUUCAGACAUUCUUGUUGUGUUGCGGAAGUGUUUUAAACUAGAAGUGAGUUUGUACUUGAGUUUCUUAUUUAGGUAAGACAUCAUCAACCCCAUACAACAUCCGGUAUCACUUUCUUUCUAAUGAGCAGGAUUUGUUCUCUGUGUACAACCAGUUCAGAAGGUUGAGAUCAACACUGCUGAUCUGAGGGUGUUGUAGUCCCUUUGCUUUGGUUCAAAUCCAUAACAUAUUGACAAAAGCAGACAUUUGCUGUAAAAAAAAGAACUUCUAGUAUAAAAUUUGCUCUUAAUCCAUAAAUCCUGGUGUGUUUAAUGCAAAAAGAGUGCCUCCUCUAGCUGGGUUGGAUCAUGGUGGGAUCAUCAAGCAAAAAAUUCUGAUUAAUUUUAUUAAUUUUCAACAAAGUCUUGGUGUUUUUUCUGUGUUUUCAUAGGGUCAUGGGGUUUUUCAUCACUGCCCUAAAUUAACAAGGUGUGAAAAUGCCCUGAAAGAGAUGCAACACUUCCAAUAAAUGAUUGCUUUCUGAGAUAGUAUCCUAGUACAUCAUAUGUCCAGGAUGGGAUUUCCUAAAGGCACCUUAGAAAUUAGAUGAUCUUUGUACUACGAAGAACAGAAGAAUUAUAAAGAUUUUAGCCUCCUGCUUUGAUGUCACCCAGUCAAUCCCUCAGUGCAUCACAUACCCAGUAUUUCUAAACUGGUACUUUGGUGCUAUGUGUUGUUGGAUGGGUAAUAUUUAACUACAAGGGUGCUAUCUUUAAGCUUCUUCCAAUCACUUAGUACACAAUAUUUGAGCACUUUGAAUGGAAAUGUUAUUGCCUUGGCUAUGGACUAAGCUUAUCUAAUGGAAAGGCGUGAUUUUGGUGCUUUUGGGAAACCCAGUCCCUGUGUGUCAGUCGGUCCUCUGUUACUUGGUCUACCUGUGGAUGCUGCUGUUGCUGCUAUGUGUUCUAAUUAGCAUGUACAUAAUGUAAACCAUCGUACUGAUAGCAACUAGCGCUACAGAUCCCACUAUAUGUACAUGGCCAUCCUUCUUUGUACAAAUGUUUGUAUGUAUAAUAGAAUAAAUAAAAAUUGUGCAUCAUUUUAAUUAAAAAAGAGACAAAAAUCAUCUGUAUUAUAUUUUAUCUUAUUUUGAAUUAUAUUUGUCUGCUUUGUUUCUUUCUUUUCUACAAUAAAAAGGCAAUUAUGAUUACGUUAUUAUUUAUUUGUUAACAUUAUACAACGCAAUGUUGAUGGGUUUUUUGUAGCAUACAGUAAAUUAUGUGUCAGUGCUAUCUGUGUUUUGGUUUUUGACUUACUUUAUAAACCUGGGACAUCUGAGAGAGCAAUACUGUUAUGCACCCUAUAUCCAGAUCCCUCAUUUUCUGUCUCAAGACUGACCCGUGUGUCUGUGUGAGAGUUUACGUGUGCAAAUGUAGAUGGCCUUGUCUACUAAUGUAAAAUGAUUUGUAGUGGAAACAUUUAUAUUUUUAUAAUAAAUAUUCGCAAAAUAUUUUCCAAAAAAUGGA
Molecule: messenger RNA, 5869 nt
Organism: Siniperca chuatsi (mandarin fish)
Lineage: Eukaryota; Metazoa; Chordata; Actinopteri; Centrarchiformes; Sinipercidae
Gene: epha3
Product: eph receptor A3
Exons: 19
Coding region: 110-3082 (990 amino acids)
Biological process (GO): protein phosphorylation; cell surface receptor protein tyrosine kinase signaling pathway; axon guidance
Cellular component (GO): plasma membrane; neuron projection
Molecular function (GO): ATP binding; transmembrane-ephrin receptor activity; protein binding
Source: RefSeq, a predicted model, not a curated record